GGGUAGAGGGCGAGGGAGGAAGAGGGGCGAUAAACUCUGAACAUAUAUAAUCUUCCCGCUCACGUUCCACCACCCAGUUCUGCUUAGAUUCGGACACGUGAAUUGUUUGUUUGGUGCGCUCAUUGUAUGGAGCGAGAGAAGAGUAUAAAACACGGAGAGAGCCCUGUGGAGCCAAUAAGCAGCUGCAGGGAUGAGCAUGGCUUUGUGCCAACGGUUGGCCGUUGGGGAAGCGAGUGGCCAAGUUGACUCGAGACGGCAGAAAUAUGGUGUCAGCCACAGGGGCAGGCACGCGGGCCCUGGAUUAGGGGUGUGCCGCUACCCCUGCCGGUUUGGGCCCAUUAUGAGUCACCAGCCCUGACCGUCCCAACGGUCGAACAAUAUGAGGAACUAGCAGGCAGUGUUGAAUUAGAAACACAACACUUAUUGCGCGAGCAUCGCUAUGAUACCAUUGGCAACUUUCUUGGAUUCUACCAGGACUAUGUUGCAAGUGGUGAAAGCAUGCUGGACAGAUUUUAUCGUAAAUAUCAACCACUCAUAACACAAGAACAUCACACUUGUGUGGGUUUAGGAUUUGAGUUACUACGUUGGUUACGGGGUUUAAAUAAAAGAUUUCCUGGUAUAGCAAGUGGCCUCUAUUUGGUGUCUUGUGAAGAGACUAUUGAUAAUGUUGAAACUUACGUUGGCGGACCACCUGCUGCUGACAGUGGAGAGAAGGAACACGUACUAGUGUGCCUGAAAAUUGAUAUUAACGGACGCCGGGGAGUUAUGCUUCUCGAUCCUGGAUAUCAUGUAGCCAGAGUUAUUACUGUAAUGGAAGAUAAGUUAUACCCACAUACAGGCUGGUUUAUACAAUCUGAUGAACCUGAUUGUAAGAGAGAGUACAACUACUUUCUAUGCGCUAAUGAUCCUGAUUAUGUCGAAUGGCAUGAGAGAAAAACUCGACCUGGUGCCUUGGAGAGAAUACAAGUUGCUCUUAUAUAUGUGGCAAGGCCAUAUUUAACUGCUAUCGAUGUUACAGAACGAAGAAAUUUGGUUUAUAAUUUUCGAAGUCUCCUUGCAAGAGACACAAAAGGUCAUCUUACAGCUGGUAUAUAUUUCCCUGUUGUGCUAGAUAUGAACAACGCGCCAACUUUUACGAUUUUUUAUCAAACUAAUAACGGCAAAAAGAGGGUCAAAAUGGCGUUCAAUAAAUUUCGCAGUUCACCGAAGAUCAAUCCUGACGCGGAGGAGAAAGAAAUUAUCGCAGAGUGUGCUCGACAGUUAGAUUUGUCGCAAGAUACAUUAGAAGAUCUGCUUUCUGCUCUUGCCAUAGUUUUGAGCGACUCGGCCUUCGUGGCUCAACUUUUGGCUAUUAAUGCAAGAAUCAACACUUUAGCAGAAGAUAAUUAAUAGACGUCGAUCCACCCUGUGCGGUGUAAACAAAAUAUAACAUGUCAUUUAUUUGCCGGCUUUCCUCUUACUUUCAUUUUUCUUCUGUUGACUACCAUAUUAAUGGUAUACUAUGUAUUUUAAACAUUAAUUUUAUUCUUGUUACGAUAUAGAAUUCAAUAUUUUUUAAGGAAAUCUUAAUAAAAAUAUAAUUAUAUAUCAUAAUAAUAUUAUGAAAUACUGGUUCAAUGGAAACAUUUACAAGGUAUGUUAACAA
Colletes gigas is the source of this 1645-nucleotide messenger RNA. RefSeq lists its product as uncharacterized. The transcript is spliced from 5 exons. Bases 499 to 1389 code for a protein of 296 amino acids. The record is from RefSeq and is a predicted model, not a curated record. NCBI's taxonomy places the organism in Eukaryota, Metazoa, Arthropoda, Insecta, Hymenoptera, Colletidae.